GACCAGCUUUCUCUGUAGGCCGCUAUAAAAAUGAGAAUUUUCUGUCUGAUCCAGAAGCGCCUCCGGAAUGUAAACAUCGGAAUAAAACCUCAGUGAUCUCAGCAUGUCUUUCAAGAAAGAAACACCCCUCGCCAAUGCUGCAUUUUGGGCCUCCAGAAAAGGGAACCUAGCACUUCUUCAGCUACUCCUCAACAGCGGUCGUGUGGACAUUGAUUGCAAAGACAAUUAUGGCACCACGGCUUUAAUGGUGGCCUCCUACAGCGGGCAUUAUGACUGUGCGAGAGAACUCAUCAUGCAAGGGGCAGACAUCAACUUGCAGAGAGAGACAGGAUCCACUGCACUGUUCUUUGCAGCGCAGCAGGGACAUGAUGACAUUGUGAAGCUGCUGUUUGAGUUUGGAGCAUCAACUGAAUCUCAAACUCAGGAUGGUGGCACAGCUCUGUGUGCUUCCUGCCAGCGAGGAUACUCCAAAGUAGUAGAGACGCUGCUUAAGCACGGAGCUAGUGUACACGACGAGCUAAUGGACGGUGCUACUCCUCUGUUCUUAGCCUCCCAGGAAGGUCAUGUGGCUGUUGUUCGUCAGUUGUUGACAUCCGGGGCCAAAGUGAAUCAGCCUCGUGAUGAUGGCACUACCCCCCUGUGGAUAGCAGCUCAAAUGGGACACAGUGAAGUUGUAAAAGUUCUGUUACUACGAGGUGCAGAUCGGGAUGCCGACAGAGAGGACGGCUCCACUGCCCUCUUUAAAGCUGCACACAAAGGACACUGCAGUGUUUUAGAGGAGCUUCUAAAGUUUAGCCCAUCCCUCGGCCUUCUAAAAAACGGUUCCACAGCUCUUCAUGCUGCAGUCAUGGGUGGAAAUGUAAAAACUGUAAAGCUUCUCCUGAGAGCAAAUGCUGACCCUACAUUACGUAACAAGAACAACGAACUGGCAGCAGAUCUCACACAGAACGAGCGCAUCUUGAGGAUUUUGCAGCCACUGAUUGUAAAUGGAGAAAGUUGAUGACUGCUUUUUUUGGUUCUUAGCCCUUUACAGUAUUUUUGUGCCUGGAGAAAAAUGCACUACACCGAGCCGAAAGAGGCAACAAACAACAAACUGAAUGUUUUAAUGCUGCCAUCUGCAUUUGCAUCAUUUUACCUGCACUGUACAAGCCUUCAGUGGGUUUAUUUUGCUUUUAUAGAUAAUAAUGUACCAUUAUAGAGGAAAUACAUGAAGGUACAGUAAAAUUGGUUAAAUACUGUUACUUAGGGUAUCCAAACACUAUUUUAUCUUAUAGUGGGUUGGAGGAGAUCUUUUCUCCGAAUAAAGAAUGACAUUAUGUUGUGUUUGAUAUAAAAGCAGGAAGAACAGCUCUCUGAAUACAGUAUGUGAUGAUUUGAAGCUGUAUGUGUAUUUUGUUUUAAAUAGCUUUGUUCAUCAACUGAAUGCAAUUUAAAGUAUUUUUGCUAAAUGUGUCUUUGUUCUUUUAAAACAGAUUGUGUGAA
This is a messenger RNA of Trichomycterus rosablanca, 1482 nucleotides long. It is a transcript of the gene ankrd29, whose product is annotated as ankyrin repeat domain 29. The transcript is spliced from 10 exons. The coding region runs from base 104 to 1000 and encodes 298 amino acids. Lineage: Eukaryota; Metazoa; Chordata; Actinopteri; Siluriformes; Trichomycteridae. Gene Ontology annotation, molecular function: protein binding. The record is from RefSeq and is a predicted model, not a curated record.